Benincasa hispida (wax gourd) is the source of this 1692-nucleotide messenger RNA. RefSeq names its product amino acid permease 6-like. NCBI's taxonomy places the organism in Eukaryota, Viridiplantae, Streptophyta, Magnoliopsida, Cucurbitales, Cucurbitaceae. The record is from RefSeq and is a predicted model, not a curated record.
UAUAUUUAUCAUACUUCUCCCCUCUUCAUUUUCCACAUGAAACCAUCUUUCUCUACUAAUAACUUUCCAAAAUGGCUGCACAUCAAUUCCCUAAGAACUCCAUGUACCUCGACGAAAACCCCGAAGCUGCCGUUAAGAACUUCAUUGACGACGAUGGUCGAGAGAAACGAACAGGGACGUGGGUUACGGCGAGUGCCCAUAUAAUAACAGCGGUGAUCGGGUCGGGAGUUCUAUCUUUGGCGUGGGCGUUAGCGCAGCUCGGUUGGGUGGCCGGACCGGCGGUUCUGGUGGCGUUCUCUAUGAUUACAUAUUUCACAGCCACUCUUUUGGCGGAUUGUUAUAGAGCUCCGGACCCUGUUACUGGAAAAAGAAACUAUACGUAUAUGGAUGUUGUUAAAGCUCACUUGGGCGGUAGAAAUGUUAAAUUUUGUGGAUUGGCUCAAUAUGGUAAUUUGGUUGGUGUUAGCAUUGGUUACACUAUUACUGCUUCUAUUAGCAUGGUAGCGGUGAAAAGAUCGAACUGUUUCCACAAGAAUGGACAUGAUGCAGAUUGCAACCCUUCUCAAUAUCCCUUCAUGAUAAUAUAUGCAGCCAUACAACUUAUACUUAGCCAGAUCCCUAACUUUCACAAGCUCUCAUGCCUAUCGAUUAUCGCUGCCGUCAUGUCUUUCGCCUACGCCACCAUCGGCGUUGGACUUUCAAUCGCAAGAGUUGUAGGUGGUGGACACGUACGAACAACGUUGACGGGUGCGACGAUUGGUGUUGAUGUUACAGGAGAGGAGAAAAUAUUUAAGGCAUUCCAAGCUCUUGGGGAUAUUGCGUUUGCUUAUUCCUACUCUAUGGUUCUCGUUGAAAUACAGGACACAUUGAGAUCGAACCCGCCAGAAAACAAAGUUAUGAAGAAGGCAAGCUUUGUAGGCAUCUCAACCACUAGUCUUUUUUACGUACUCUGUGGUUGUGUUGGAUAUGCAGCGUUCGGAAACGAUGCACCUGGAAAUUUCCUUACUGGAUUCGGCUUCUACGAGCCCUUUUGGCUCAUUGACCUUGCUAAUGUCUGCAUUGUUGUCCACCUAAUUGGUGCUUACCAGGUCUUCUGCCAACCAUUUUACGGGUUUGUGGAAAAAUGGUGCAACAAAAAGUGGCCAGAAAGCAAAUUCAUAACAACAGAGCACAUCAUCAACUUACCUUUUAAUGGAGAGUAUCAGCUUAACUACUUCAGAUUGAUUUGGAGGACAGUAUAUGUUAUAAUGACGGCUGUGGUAGCGAUGAUAUUCCCAUUCUUCAAUGAUUUCCUUGGAUUGAUUGGGGCAGCUUCAUUUUGGCCAUUGACAGUAUACUUCCCUGUAGAGAUGUACAUAGCAAGGACUAAACUGCCCAGAUUCUCUUCCACUUGGAUCUGGCUGAAGACAUUGAGCUGGGCCUGCUUGGUCAUUUCACUCAUCGCUGCUGUUGGAUCCAUUCAAGGCUUGAUCCAAGAUGUCAAGACAUACAAACCCUUCAAAAGUUAGCAUUGAUUAGUAGUAAACUUAGUAAUCUUUAAAACACCACCUGCAAGAAGUAAAUUAGUGUGUCCAGUGAGUUUGAAUUUAUAACUACUACUAAAUUUUCAACAUGUUAGCAGAGCCUCAACAUUAUGAAAGAUAUGUGAAAAAAGAAACAAUGCAAUUUCUCAAUAAAAAUAUCCUUGUGCAA